Lates calcarifer (barramundi perch) is the source of this 2231-nucleotide messenger RNA. RefSeq names its product HMG box-containing protein 1. Gene Ontology annotation, molecular function: RNA binding; DNA-binding transcription factor activity, RNA polymerase II-specific; protein binding. The coding region runs from base 77 to 1600 and encodes 507 amino acids. The transcript is spliced from 13 exons. Gene Ontology annotation, biological process: regulation of transcription by RNA polymerase II. NCBI's taxonomy places the organism in Eukaryota, Metazoa, Chordata, Actinopteri, Centropomidae. The record is from RefSeq and is a predicted model, not a curated record. Gene Ontology annotation, cellular component: nucleus.
UAGGAUCGCUGGGGAAAAUGUGUUUAUACCAGCCCCCUUUCCCGUACAAGGCGACUGUUUUGUGACUGUGGACAUCAUGGUGUGGGAGGUGGUGACCCCAGCUGUGCCAUCCAGCGACUCCAAAAAUCACAAGAUCCGGGAGCUUGAGCCUCAGGCUGAACACGCAGGAGUGAUGAUUGAUGUAGAUGGAGACCAAUCACAUGACCUGCUCCGCUGUGAGGAACACUUCCCCUCCUCACCUGGCUUCCCCACCAGUGACAGUUACAUGGAAUAUGACGACCUGCCAGACCUGCAGGAGGUUCAGGAGGAAGCAGAGCCAACAGCACCACCUGUUUACCAGGUGGAGAUGGGUGUGUCACACCAGGAGCAUCAUGCAUGCGCAGGAGCACACAGCCCACAGCCUCCUGACACACACUGGCUGACACAGCUGGCUCACAUUGCCACCGGGCCUCAGAGCCCACUGCUACAGGAGUCUCCUCACAGCAGCUCCUCUUUGGUCUGCAUCUCCAGCACCAGCAGUGAUCUACAUUCCUAUGCCCGGCCUCCUCCUCCUUUCCCCAGCAGCACCUCGUCACCUCCCCGAGGUCACGGCAGGGAGCGUCGUCGCAGCAGGACCAGCAGUGAAUGUGGCUCUGCGGUAUCAACCAGAUCCUCUCUGUCUGAUGACGAAGACAUGGGCUGGAGCUUCUCCUGUCCACCCACUGCCUGGCACUGUUUCCUCAAAGGUACUCAUCUGCGUUUCCACAGUGGCUGUAAUGUUGAGUGGCAAGAUGCUGAGGAGUUGGACUCUGCUGAGGAAGACUCUGGUGAUGAGGAGCAGUCCAGAUCUCUGAAGAGUUACGGCUCUGAGGGUCUACAGCUGGUGGAGCAUUCAGAGAUCGUGUUGUCUGGUCAGGCUGUCCUACAGCUGACUUUUGACCCUGGUGUGUUUGGACAUGCCCCCAUGUCUGCCAGGUGCCAACUUGACCACCCCUUCUAUGUCAAAAACAAAGGGUGGUCAUCCUUCUACCCAAGCUUGACUGUGGUGCAUUAUGGGAUACCAUGCUAUGAAAUGGAGGUAGGAGAUGUGUGCCUGCCUCCAGGACACAGAGACGCCAAACACACGGAUGACUCACUGGUCUUUGACACCUUUAGAAGUUAUGCCUUCACUCCUCUGGACUCCUCUGCGGUGUAUGUGUUGAGCAGCAUGGCCAGACGGCGGCGUGCCUCGCAGUCCAGCGGGGGAGCUGUUUCUCCAGACAGAGACACAUCACAAGACACCCACAGUCCCAGCCACUCCCGCUCUCCUCAUCAAAAACCAACCAAGAGCCAGCACGCCGGCGCACAGGGAGGCAGUAACACCACGCCCAGUAAGUGCAAGCGGCCAAUGAACGCCUUCAUGUUGUUUGCCAAGAAGUUCAGGGUAGAGUACACACAGAUGUACCCCGGCAAGGACAACAGAGCGAUCAGCGUCCUCCUUGGAGAGCGCUGGAAGAAAAUGCGAAGCGAGGAGCGGCGGGCAUUCACCCUACAGGCCAAAGCCCUCGCAGAUGAACAGAAAAGACUCAACCCAGACUGCUGGAAACGCAAACGAACCAACUCUGGUUGUCAGGGAAAUUAAGCCUACACAGAAGAAAAGAGGACGGCUGACAGAACCUGUAGGAGACACACACACACACACACACACACACAUGUAUGAAGUGACAAAGAAAAGAGAGCUAUGCAUAACCUAAUACUAAACAUUAUAUUUUGUUAACAACACACUUGCCUCCCAUCUCUCAAAGUGAGGAUUUAAUUCAUCUUUUUUCACACAGUGAAAACGAGCAGCAGUGUCCGCUUUAGCUAAUCACACUGAGCUGCUCUCAGAUGUCACCCCUCUCUCUUGGGGUGCUGAUUUUUAAGAGGAAUAAAUCAUUAUAUGUUUAUGAUAAUUAUAGCCAGGUUUAUAACUAGACUCAACAGUUAGAGAGGAUGUGUUGCCAGACAAAAUUAAGAAGCAGAUCAGCAGGGUUUUAGCUACGAUUUUACAGCAAUGUGACAAUAAAAAAAGAGAUUCUGAUCAUUCUCAGUUUCUCACAAUAUGCUUGAAACAGGUGGAAGUUGUGGCGCUGUAGCAUUUUAGGUCAAGUAGACAAUGUAGCUAUUUCCCCAAAUUAUAUUUUAUAUACACACAUAUAUAUAUAUGUGUGUAUAUAUAUAUAUAUAUAUAUAUAUAUAUAUAUAUAUAUUUAUAUAUAUAUAUAUAUAUAUAU